AUGACAAUCAACCAUGUAUUCGUGUGGAGCUCAGCAGCCAAGUUCACAGCGCUACGGUCGUUUUACCGGACAGUCCUACAACCAAUCGGCUACAGCGAGAUGAUCUGCGCUAACAACGAGGCUCUCAUCGGAUUUGGAAAUGAUUACCCUUAUUUUUGGCUGCAGAAACUACCAGAAGGAAAAGAGAAUCUUCCAACGCACAUCGCAUUUGACGCCCCAAACCCUGAGUCUGUAGACAGAUUCUACCAAAUAGCACUCGAGAAUGGCGCACGCGACAACGGAGGGCCAGGGAUAAGGAAGGAAAUGAGUCGGCAGCCCUAUUACUCGGCAUUUGUGAUCGAUUCGGAUGGCAACAACAUUGAAGCUGUGUGCGUUCAAAAAUGA
Messenger RNA from Penicillium brevicompactum, 384 nucleotides. RefSeq names its product VOC family protein. The coding region runs from base 1 to 384 and encodes 127 amino acids. The record is from RefSeq and is a predicted model, not a curated record. The transcript has 3 exons. Lineage: Eukaryota; Fungi; Ascomycota; Eurotiomycetes; Eurotiales; Aspergillaceae.